This is a messenger RNA of Vitis riparia (riverbank grape), 585 nucleotides long. RefSeq names its product germin-like protein subfamily 1 member 13. Gene Ontology annotation, molecular function: manganese ion binding. Bases 1 to 585 code for a protein of 194 amino acids. The record is from RefSeq and is a predicted model, not a curated record. Gene Ontology annotation, cellular component: cell wall. NCBI's taxonomy places the organism in Eukaryota, Viridiplantae, Streptophyta, Magnoliopsida, Vitales, Vitaceae. The transcript is spliced from 2 exons.
AUGAAGAAAGGUGUUAGUUCCCUGGUAACUGUUGCCCUCAUGGCAUUGGCUUCCUCUCUUGCCUCUGCCUUUGAUCCAAGGCCACUGCAGGACACUUGUGUUGCCAUUGAUGAACCCGAGAAUGCUGUAUUUGUAAAUGGAAAGUUCUGCAAGAACCCAAACCUGACCGUGGCCGACGAUUUCUUGUAUCAAGGGCUGAAUAUUCCAGGAAACACAGCAAAUCUAGUGGGCUCAAAUGUCACUAUUAUAAAUGUUGAUGUACUACCAGGACAAAACACUCUUGGGAUAUCACUGGUUCGUAUCGAUUAUGCACCCUAUGGUCAAAACCCUCCUCACAUUCACCCCCGUGCCAGUGAGAUCCUCACAGUUUUGGAGGGAACACUCUUAGUUGGCUUUGUCACAUCCAACCCUCAAAACCGCUUCAUUAGCAAAGUCCUCAACAAAGGGGAUGUUUUUGUGUUCCCUAUCGGUCUCAUUCACUUCCCUAUCGGUCUCAACAAAGGGAACACUCUUAGAUUGCUUUUCAUGGAAAUCUUGAUAUGCCCCUUUUUAAGAUUGCUUUCUAGUCUUAGGAAACGCUUUUAG